AUGAGUGUCGCAGUACCAGAUGAUCAAGCUACCGACCUAAGCAAGCAAUAUGACACACCUCUAGGCCUCGCACACUCAACAAUGCAGGUCCUCAAGGACAGGAUCAAGCUUCACUAUGAUCUUGCGAGUGACUACUACCUGAGUUUGUGGGGCGAGCACAUCCAUCAUGGGUACUGGCCUACCCCGGAGUCUGAGUCCACGCAGACCAAGGAGGAAGCUCAAGCCAAUCUCAUUCAACUGCUGCUCGACACCUCCAAGUUGCCUUCCAACAGCACAGUUCUCGAUGUUGGAUGUGGUAUUGGUGGAACAUCUCGAUACCUCGCUUCCAAGUAUGGUUGCUCUGUGACAGGCAUAACCAUUUCCUCGAAGCAAGUUGAGAUCGCUAACCGGCUCACCAAAACCGCUGUCGAGGAUCAAGCUUCAUCCAAACCGACAAGUGAUCAAGGAGCCACCAGACUCGGUGAGGGAAGGGUCAAAUUCCUGGAGCUCGAUGCUGAGAAGAUGGGCGAUUUCUUCAAUGGCCAGCAGGGCUCCUUCGACGCAGUGUGGAUCAGCGAAGCUCUUAGCCAUUUCCCGAACAAAGCGCUGUUCUUCGAGAACGCGAUGAAGGUCCUGAAGCCAGGGGGUAAGCUGGUAUUGGCAGACUGGUUCAAGGCCGAGGACCUAGACGACACCACCUUCACUAACGAUAUUAAGCCCAUUGAAGACGGAAUGCUUCUCCCGCCCCUUUAUACCCAGAAAGGAUACCUCGAACUGGCAAAGAAAGCUGGACUUGCGGUUUUCUCUGAGCCAAAAGACAUCAGUAAAGAGGUUCGAAAGACAUGGGACAUCACAUGGUCACUUGUACAAAACCCGUCUCUUUGGGCAUUUGCGCUAUCUCAGGGUCGUGAUGGUAUUGCUUUCUUGCAGUCGUUCCGAGCAAUGAGACGAGGAUAUGCUAACGGGUCUUUUUGCUACGCUGCCAUGGCGUUCAAGAAGGAGUAG
Messenger RNA from Fusarium sp. VM40, 984 nucleotides. The record is from the annotation of a GenBank genome assembly. NCBI's taxonomy places the organism in Eukaryota, Fungi, Ascomycota, Sordariomycetes, Hypocreales, Nectriaceae.